UUGUACAGGAGCAGCAGUGUGUGUGUCUGCAGGUGUCAACAACAAAAUAUUAACACACGCCCUCAUUAACUAAAACUUAGAUUUGAUCUUUUUUCACAAUUUGACCUAAAAAAGGACCAGAAUGUUAAGACGAAUAUUACAGAUGACUCCUGGGAAAGGAGGCUCUCAGAGCUCGGAGUCUGAGCAGCCGUCUGCUGAUAUGAAUAAUGAGUCCUCAGAGGGCUUUAUUUGUCCUCAGUGUAUGAAAUCCCAUAACUCUGCUGAGGAGCUCUUCAAACAUUAUGAGGUCUUUCAUGAACCAGGAGACCAGCCGUCCCCCUUCAGCCCCGGCAGGGAGGAUCUAACAUUACUUCGGCAGGAAAUCCAAGACUUACAAGCUUCACUGAAGGAGGAACGCUGGUUUUCUGAGGAAUUGAAAAAAGAAUUAGACAAAGUGCAAGGACGACUAGCAACUAAUAAAGGCUCACAGAGCGACGGUACAAGUGGAGAAGAUGCAGAGCUUGAGAUGAGACUUAACAAAUCGGAGACGGAGAAGUUCAACAUCAAACAGAUGAAAGACUUGUUUGAACAAAAAGCUGCUCAGCUUGCGACCGAGAUAGUUGACAUCAAAUCUCGCUACGAUGAGGAGAAAAGUAUGAGAGAAGCUUUGGAGCAGAGACUGGCCAACCUAAAUCAAGAUAUGCAAAAAGAAAAACAGGAGAAGGAGAAACUGUCAGCAGAGCUGCUCCAGAGGCCGGGUGUGGAAGAUGUGGAGGUGUUGAAGAAAGAGCUGGUGCAGGUGCAGACGCUCAUGGACAACAUGACCCGAGAGCGAGAGGAGGAGUCCGAGCGCCUCAAAGGCCAAAAUGAGCAGCUGCAGGCCAACUUCACUACCUCAGAGAAAACGAUUACUCAGUUAAAGGCUGAACUGGAGAAGGGUCCUCAAGAGGCAGCGGUUUACACACAACAGAUCCAUCAAUUACAAAGUAGCCUGAACAACCUCCAGCAGCAGUCCCAGGCUUUGUCUGAGAAAUUAUCUCGUAAGGAGAAGGAGAAUCAGGAACUGGAGGAGCGUCUGGGUCAGGAACAGACCUCUAAGAAGAGUCUUCAGGCUAAUCUGCAUCAGAAAGACCUGGAGCUCCAGGAGAGUCAAGCACGGGUGUCUUCAGGAGAAGCAGCUCUCAGUCGAGCACAGGCUGAAUUGACUGAACGCGGAGAGGAGGCUGCACGACUCAGACGAGAGCUGGGCGAGCUAGAGAAGAAUCAGCAGGAGCUGAAGGCAGAGCGGAAACAACUCCAACAGCAGAGGGAGGACAAAGAAAACCAGGGCCUGCAGCAGCAGAGCGAGAUCAGCCAGCUGCAUGCAAAGCUGCUGGAAGCGGAGCGUCAGGUGGGGGAGCUGCAGGGUCGUCUGAAAGAGCAGAGACAGCUGUCCGGAGAGAAGCUCAAAGACAGAGAACAGCAGGCGGCAGAUCUGCAGCUCAAACUCUCCCGCUUGGAGGAAGAGUUGAAGGAGAGCUCCACCAAGUCCACUGACCUGCAGCAUCAGCUGGACAAAUCCAAACAGCAGCAUCAAGAACUACAAACACUUCAACAGAGCACUAAUGGCAAGCUUAGAGAAGCACAGAAUGACUUGGAGCAGGUGUUGCGUCAGAUCGGGGACAAAGACCAGAAGAUCCAGAAUCUUGAAGCUCUGCUCCAGAAGAGUAAAGAAAGUGUGAGCCAGCUGGAGACCGAGAGAGAGGAUCUGUGUGCCAAGAUCCAGGCUGGAGAAGGAGAAGCUGCUGUGCUGAACCAACUACAAGAGAAAAACCACUCACUGCAAGAACAGAUCACGCAGCUUACAGACAAGCUUAAGAACCAGUCGGAGAGUCACAAGCAGGCUCAGGACAACCUUCAUGAGCAGGUGCAGGAACAGAAGACACACCUGCGUUCAGCUCAAGACCGCUGUCAGGGUCUGGAGACCACCGUCACUGAACUCAACACACAGCUUACAGAGAGCAGAGAGAAGAUCGCUCAGCUAGACACACAGUUGAAAGCCAAGACUGAGAUGCUGUUGUCUGCUGAAGCAGCAAAAAAUGCCCAGAGAGCUGACUUGGAGAGCCACCUAGAGACUGCUCAGAAUGCAUUGCAGGACAAGCAGCAAGAGCUCAGUAAAGUGCAGGCUCAGCUGGAGGAGCAGGCCCGCAGGCUGACGGAGAAGCAGGAGCAGUGCUCUCAGCUGGAGAAUGGCCUGAAGGACAGCAGAGACAAACUGAUGACUGCAGAACAGAGGAUAGAGACGCUCCAGACCCAGACCAAGAAAGCCGAGGUUGAGUUGACUGAACUCCGCUCCGGAAGAGAACAGGCUCAGAAAGAGCAGUCGACGCUUAAGAAGCAGAUCAGUGAGCUGGAGAUGAAGACCAAAGAGCUGAACAGACUUUUAGAUUCUGAGAAACAAGGAGCUUCCACCCAGCAAGAGGAGCUGAAGAAGAAAAGCUCAGCUCUCACCGAAACAAGACAAAAGCUGGAGAAAGCAGAACAGGAGCGUGGAGCCCUGCAGGCCAGCCUGGAUAAACUGUCUCAGGAGGGUCAGAAGCAGCAGGCAGAGCUGGACAUGAAGGUGCAGGGUCUGAGUUCAGAUCUCCAGAAAACUCAGGGGGAGAAAGAAACUCUGGUAAAAGAAGUGGCAACAGUGAAAGAGGCUCUGAGCAAAGCUUCCAAAGCCCUGAAGGAGAGCCAGACUCAAUUAGACAAGGAGAAGAAGGGCAGCAAGGCCACUUUGGAGGAGAAGGAAAAGGUUUUUCAAAAAGUACAGCAAGAGCUUCAGAAGAACUCAGAGACCACUUCUAAAGAGCUCAGCAAUGUCAAAGGUCUGCUGGAGAAAUCAAUAGAGGCAGAAAAGAGCCUUCAAUCUCAGCUCACUGCACUGAACGCUCAACUGAAGCAGUGUCAGGAUACACUGAAGGAGAAAGAAAAGAGUGAACAGCAGCUGCAGGCAGAGCUGAAGACGACGCAAGGCUCCUUCAGUCAGGAAGUGAAGAAACUGAAGGGACAGGUGUCUGAGCUGCAGGCUUCCCUUGCUAAAAAGAUCGAAGAGGAAGCCAAGCUAAAGGAGCAAAUCACAGCACUGUCAAAAGAUCUGAGCUCAGAGAAGAAUCGCUGUGCAGAGCUGCAGAAAACAAGCGACGGCACCAAAGAGAGUCUCGCUGCCCUUCAGUCUGAUUACUACGGCAAAGAGUCCGAGCUCUCUGCUGUACGCCAGGAUCUCAAGGUCUGCGAGGAGAAGCUGGUUCUAGCUCAGGAGGAGCUGGUGACCUACAGGAACCAGCUCACGGCUCACGAAACCCAGAUCCAGGAGCUGAAGACGGGCCACACAGCGAUGGAGAAAGAUCUGAGCAAGAGAAACGAGAAGAUCAAACAGCAAGUGGAGGCUCUGCAGAAGCUCCAGAAACAACAGGGACAAGCAGAGGAGCAGCUGAAGAAGGAGAAAGCUCAAUGCGAGGAGCUGAGAGAGAGUCAAAGUGCUCUGGAGAAGGACAAAAACAAACUGUCUGCUGAUCUCAAAACACUAGCUGAGAAGAACGAGAAGGAGCUGAAGGACUUGCAGGCAGCGAAGCAGUUGUUGAUCCAGCAAAAGGUGGAGAUGCAGGGGAAGGUGGAGGCGGCUCAAGCGUCUGUAGAGAAAGAACAGAGAGAGCAUCAGAAGACCAGAGACUCCAUCAAACAAAAUGAGCAGCAGCUUAAAGCUGAGACCAACAAAAUAAAGCAGCAGCUGGCAUCAGAAGUGAAGGCUAAAGAGGAGGUGGUGCGGCAGAGGGAAGAAGCUGAGGUGAAGAUGUCCAUGCAGGUAACCGCGCUGAAUGAGAACGUGGCCACGCUGAAGCGAGAGUGGCAGAGCAGCCAGAGGCGGGUGGGUGAGCUGGAGAAACAGACGGAUGAGCUAAGAGGAGAGAUCGCCGUGCUGGAAGCCACAGUCCAGAACAACCAGGACGAGAGACGGGCACUACUUGAGAGGUGCGUUCAGGGUGAAGGGGAGAUGGAGAAGCUUCAGGCUAAGAUGCUGGAGAUGCGCAGGAAGUUGGAUGACACUACCGCUGCCAUGCAGGAGCUUGGUCGAGAAAACCAGUCAUUACAGAUAAAACAGUCACAGUCCCUCACACGGAAGUGGACAGAAGACCAUGAGGUGCAGAACUGCAUGGCUUGUGGGAAAGGCUUCUCCGUCACUGUCAGAAAGCACCACUGCAGACACUGCGGGAACAUCUUCUGUGCUGAGUGCUCUGCCCGCAACGCCCUCACACCCUCCUCCAAGAAGCCCGUCCGAGUGUGUGACAACUGCUUUGACGAGCUCCAGGGCUGAUCGACCCCCUCUCCUGCCCGAAACCCCUCUGCAAGUCCUGCUCACCCUGACCUCUCCACAGCAAACACAGGAGCUGCAUGUCACGGUGGGCACAUCAUGCUGCCAGUCAGAUGGAGGUAACACUAAAUUAAACCUGUCCUCCUCUGUCCAGUGCCUUUGCCACUUACGGGCCGCUUUCAGACCCUGAUGGGUGAAAAAUGAAGGGUCCGCUUGAACAAAAAUAAAGGAGCAGUUCCUGAGUUUUGACUCAAAUGUUUAAGGUUUUACACUGACGAGAUAUUUUAAAGCGUGCAGAGGAGAACGGAAGCUGCUCUUUAUUUGAUAUAUCAUAUUUGUAAGUAGUUGUACAGACUAAAAGAGGCACAUGUGAAUAAUUGCGAUAUAAUUGUCACUCUAUUUGUCACUCAGUGUGGGCAUGUUAACAUACGGUUCGUGGGGUGUGAUGUACAUGCUUGCUUUUUUGCUGCUCUUCUGUCUGUGGAGAUGUUUAUUUCGCCUUUAUAAUCUCACCAGAAGUUGGUGAUCGUUUUAAAGAUUUGCGCACACAGAAACGUGUCUAUUUUUUGGUUUUCUUUUUAUCACGUGUUGGAUGUAUGUGCUCUGCUUUUAAGCAAUAACUGUGCGUCGGGUGUGAUUUUGUUUUGUGUGCUAGCGCUAUUGAAAAUGAAUGACAGACCGCUGAUUGUGUUUCUAAUGUCAGCUGCUACAGAACGUUCAUCGUCAGCCUGAGUUGAUUCUCUCUCUUUCAUGGCAUCAAAUAGGCUUGUCCUAAUCCUAACCCUAACUCUUUAGGUUUAAAGGAAUGGUUUACUUAAAAAAAUGAAUAGUGUUAAUUCUGUCAUUAUUUACUUGCCCUCAUGUUGUUCCAAACCUGUUUCUUUCAUCUGUGGAACUUAAUAAUAAGAAUAUAUAAGAAGAAGGAAAUAAGAAGAUAUUUUGAAGAAUGUUGGUAAACAAACAUUUUAGUUCCUAUUGAUGUCUAUUGUGUAUCAUGCAUAUUAUUGAAGUUAAUGGGAACUGACUUAUUUUUAUUAGCUAUAAAUAUCUAUUAUCUAUUAAAAGUCUAUUUUUAUGUAAAAAGAACAUUUAGAAAAAUGUUGAUGAACAAACAGUGUACUGUAUGUUCUAUUUAGUAGAUUUUUGUGGUAAAGAAUCAAUGGAAGGAAAUAGUCAAUGCAAACAAAACCAUUUUUACAAAGUUUUUUUUUCUUGCACAACAUGAAGAUUUUUUUUUAAAUGUUAGUAACCAAACUCUUGUGUUUUGUUGUGGUUUUCCACAUUAUUAUUUAGAAUGUUUUAGUUUACUAACAUUUUUCAAAAAUAAUUCUUUUAUUUCUGUUUCUCUUUCUUUUUUGUUACUUGUAGAACAUGUUUUGAAGAGCGUUAAUGACUUUGUUGACCUCUUUUUUUUCUCAUUCAAUGCAAGAGAAAAAUACUUUUGAUAUCUUUCUUAUUGACUUCUACAAACUAAUCUGUUUUUCUACAAAUUUCUACAAACCUUAUUAUCUUAUUUCUGCCCCUUGCACUACACAGAUAAUGUUUUUAAGUGUGUAAUUGAUCAGUCACCUUGCUCUUUGACUUCCAUUGUAUUUUUUAUUAAUUAACAAUUUUCAAAAAUAUCUUCAUUUCUUUGUUUGUUUUCCAGAACACAAAAGAAAAUAUUUUGAAGAAUGCUGAUGACAGUUUUUUGCUUUUCUUUAACUUCCAUUGCAUUUUUGCAAAUAAAGCUGAAGUGAUUCCCCCCCCUUUUUUUUUUGUAACCAAUGCUUCAAAACAUCUUUUCAUGCCAAACCAAAAACAUUUUGAAUCAUUUUAAAGGAUGUUAAAUAACUAAAAUAACAAUUUAAACAAACCUUGACAUUUUUAAAAAAUUGAAAACAAAAUAAUAUAUUUUGAAGAAUGUUACAAACGGUAACAUUGACUUAAAAACAUUGAAAAUUAACAUUCAACAUUCAAUUAACAUUGAAAAAAAGCUAAGUCUACUGUAUGGAAUGGUUACAGGUUUCCAACAUUUUUUUAAAAAUAACUUUUGUGUUCAUCAUUAAAAAAAACAAAAAAAAACUUGUUAACAGUGAAGCGUCUGAAAUGUUUUGUGUAAACUGUUCCUUUAAUGACCAAACAGUUUCCAUUUUCAUUGAUUUUUAUAGUUAUUUUAGUUUUUAUUGAUUUUUAUUGGUUAUGAAUUAUAUCUAUAAUUUUUGUUUUAUAUUAUAGCACAUUUGUUUCCUUUGCAGAACACUAAAUGAUACAACUUUCCUUGUGUUUGAAUCCAUACAGUGAAACUCAAUAAGGUUCAAAAUAAAUUUGAACCCCGUUUACUUCCAUCAUGUGAACACAAACUAAUUAUUUUCAGAACAUCUUCCUUUCGUAGAGCUCCAAAACAACAUGAGGGUCAGUAAAUGACACAAUUUUCUUUGUUGAUCUAUAUCUUUAGCAGAAGCUGAGCAUGUUGUGAGAUUGUCUGAGCACCAUUGUAAGAUGAAUGAAACACAACUCACUGCUGUACAGUACGCUUCACUGUAUCUGUGUCCAAUAGAUGCUUUCACUCAGUUUAAUAGAUCACACAUCGACCCGCUGUUUGUGUGAUUCAGAGGUAAUGAUUUCAUCAGGUUUGUGUCAGUAGAUGCAUUCAGGAGCAUAAACGCAAUGGUAAAGUGUCUCAGGAUGUUUUGCGCUUUUCACCAGCUCAGUCAAGUGAGGUGACUUUAAAAAAAAUGUAAUAUUAUAUGAAUAAUAUCCCUUUAAUUUUGUGUGCUGCCAUCGAAGAUAAUAUCAUAGAUGCCACUCUGUGCCAUAUACGACCUCCAUCUGACAUCACUUUGUUUUCUCUUACCAUUAAAGGAAUACUACACCUUUUUUUGAAAAUAAGCUCAUUUUACAAGUCAUGUAGAGAUAAAUAGUUGAGUUUUACCAUUUUUGAAUUCACUCAGUCGAUCUCUAGGUCUUGCAGGAGCACGCUUAGCUUAGCAUAAAUCAUUGAAUUGGAUUAGACCGUUAGCAUCUCGCUAAAACGCUCGAAAAAGAAUUUUAAUAAUUUUCCUAUUUCAAGCUUGACUCUUCUGUAGUUACAUAGUCUACGAAGACACAGAAAAUUAAAAGUUAUUAUUUUCUAGGCCGAAAUAGCAAGGAACUAUACUCUCCUUCGAGUAUAAUUAUUAAAGAACUUGCUAAUGUACCAUGGCUGCAUUGAGUGCAAUGAUAUUAUGUAGCGCUGUUACCUAGCUACCUAUCUGAGGACUGUUUUCAGGCACUGCAUAAUAUUAUUGCGCCUGCUGCAGCCAUGGUAUGGCAGAGUUGUUUAACUAUUACGCCAUUGUAGUUUCUAUCCAUGUCAGGCUAGAAACUAACAACUUUUCACUUUCUUUCAGUCGUAAUACACAAAUAUGACCACAGAAGAGUCAAGCUUUAAAUAGGAAAAUUAUCCACUCUCUUUGAUAAUUUUUGAUACGCUAAUGGUCUAAUCUGGUUCAAUGAUUUAUGCUAAGCUAAGCUAAAAGGGCUCCCAUCAGACUCGGAGGUUGGCUAAAUGGAUUAAAAAUGGUAAAACUCAAAUGUUUAACUCUAGGUGAAUGAUAAAUCGAGCCUAUUUCCUAAAUAAAAAGUGGAGUGUUCCUUUAACAGUGCUGUAAAGCUCAUGUGUGGUCGCAAAUGCAAAGUACAUCACUUUUUCUGAUCAGCACUACACACUAGCAGUGUCUGUUAUAUGGAUGUCAUGCAGUAUUAUUGUUCUUAUUAAUCCAUUGGCUGAACGGCAGGGUGUUCAUAGUCAUGUUGUGCUCAUGUUGGUGUGUGCCUUACAUCCAGCUUUAUUUCUGUCAUCUUCUGUGCAUUUGUGAAGCAGGAGACCUGUUCAUUCCUUUUGGCAGGUCUCUAGAGCAUCAGACGUGGAUGAAGAAUCACAAUCAGAAUAUAAUAAAGGUGUAAAACAGCAGAUGACAAAGGUGAUUUGUUUGAUGGUAAACUACUUGAGGAACUGAGAUGUUUUGAUGUUAUGGAAGACAAAAACAUGUUCAGAGGUAUUAUGUGUUUUCUAAUUUUCCAUCAUGUUUAAGAGUAAAUAAAAAACUAGUCGUUUCUAUUUUC
This is a messenger RNA of Danio aesculapii, 8401 nucleotides long. RefSeq names its product early endosome antigen 1 (gene eea1). Gene Ontology annotation, molecular function: 1-phosphatidylinositol binding; metal ion binding. The record is from RefSeq and is a predicted model, not a curated record. Lineage: Eukaryota; Metazoa; Chordata; Actinopteri; Cypriniformes; Danionidae. Gene Ontology annotation, biological process: endocytosis. Gene Ontology annotation, cellular component: early endosome. The transcript is spliced from 29 exons. The coding region runs from base 122 to 4318 and encodes 1398 amino acids.